Messenger RNA from Geodia barretti, 999 nucleotides. NCBI's taxonomy places the organism in Eukaryota, Metazoa, Porifera, Demospongiae, Tetractinellida, Geodiidae. The record is from the annotation of a GenBank genome assembly.
AUGGGCGGUACAAUUGAUGAAGAGGUCAGUGCAACACCCCACGGUGCGUUGCCCUACUCGCACGCCGCGGGGUAUACUGCUUUUGAACGGACAGACAUUGUCGCCGCUGCAGAUGUCGUGGAAGAGAAGGCACAAUACGUCUGUGACAAAUGGAAUAUCCCGAAGUACUACUUAGACUAUCGCGAGAUGAUCGUCGCAGAGAAACCGGAUAUUGUCAGUAUCGCUACGCGUCCGGGGAAUCAUGCCGACAUCACGCAAUUCGCAGCGGAAAAUGGUGUAAGAGGCAUCUAUUGCGAUAAACCGCUUUGUGCCUCUAUGGAAGAGGCAGAUGCGAUGGUAGAAGUGUGCGAGAAAUACAACGUCAAGUUCAACCUCGGCACACAGCGUCGUUUCACGCCGGGAUACAUCAAAAUGCGCGAGAUCCUCGAAAGUGGUGAGCUUGGUGAAAGACGUUCUAUCAUCGCCUAUAGCGGUGGUUCUGCCCUCUGGGGAUAUACGCAUGCCGCGGAUAUGCUUCUCUUCUUGGCAAGCGACUCUCCAAUAGAAUACGUGCAAGGCAACGUUGCCGUCGAUGAUGCUGAUUUUGAGGACAACCGCACCGAAACCGAUCCCAGUAUUGUCAUGGGAUUUAUCCGUUUUCAGAACGGUAUUAACGGCAUCAGUAUUCCCGGCACGUCUUACGAAUUUGAGGUGAAUUGUAGCGAAGGCACGAUUCGUGCCCUCAAUAAUGGACUCGGUUUUCACCUCCGCAAACGGCAAGGGCAGUUUAACGAGAUUUUAGAAGCGCAAUUCCCACCCUAUGAACGGAAGAGUGGCACCGUCGGUUGCAUUGAGGACAUCGUCGAUGCGAUCGAAACCGAUACCGAAACGCAAGGCAACAUACACCUCGCACACCGAAGCACCGAGAUGGUUUUCGCAAUCGUUGACUCACAACGACAGCAGGGUGUCCGGGUGCCGAUGCCAAUGGAAAAUCGGGCACUUUACCUCGGAAGGUGGUGA